Messenger RNA from Anneissia japonica, 1039 nucleotides. RefSeq lists its product as uncharacterized. The record is from RefSeq and is a predicted model, not a curated record. Bases 71 to 748 code for a protein of 225 amino acids. The transcript is spliced from 3 exons. Lineage: Eukaryota; Metazoa; Echinodermata; Crinoidea; Comatulida; Comatulidae.
UUCCCUUAUCGCAUUCGUCUCCUCUCUUGAAUUGAGUCAUUCUAAAAUUAAAAUCUGUCUGCUAUUAACCAUGUUAUACUUCACCUGCAUCUGCGUGACUUUCAGUUUAAUUUGUGGAGGAUUUGGUUGCCCUAAUUUCCAAUAUCAGUGGUCGCAGUAUACUGUGGGCCUAAUCGACCAUGAACAAAAUCAAUCUUGGUUGGAUGCAAAGUAUAUCUGUGAAUCUUCGCGCGGGUAUCUUGCAAGCAUCACAACCACUGAUGAAGUAGCUGCCGUCCUCGGAUACAUGAGGAUGAACUACACAGACGGUAGAUACGCGAUCGGCCUAUCACGCCAGGCGAAUUUGUCUCAGGAUAUAAGCCUACCUGCAAACUGGAAGUGGGAAACAGGAGAGGAUUUUUAUGCUAAUAUUCAAUGGGAUUCAAACCAGCCAAACAUAAACAACACUUUACAGGCAGGGGUUAGGAUCGACAUCAAAACUAGUAAGAUCUUGGAUAUGAGAGCUAACAACCCCAUUAAAAAUAAGAACACGAAAGGAUAUAUUUGUGAAUUUGAUAGUCUGUAUUUCCAGUCUACGGAGCCUCGUGGAGUCAUUACGAAUGCUUCGUAUAUAAGAUGCGCCCUACGAUGUCUGCGACAGAAGGAGUGCCGUGGAUUUCAUCUUGAUGAUGCUGGAUGUCAGAUUAAAACGGGCCUGAACGGUGACCCUAAACGACAUUACAGUAAAGUAAUUUAUCGAAAUGAAUAGAAAAACAAAGACAGAAUUUGGUAUUAUGGAAUUUUACAUUGUUUUAAUUAGAUUAUCUCUCACCAUUGAUUUUGGUUAUUUACGAUUUAUAUAUUUACAUCAAGGUGUCAGUGUUUCUUAAAUUGCACGGUAGUACAGUAUCAAUAACAUAUUAUUAUGUUGUUACAUAUUUUUAAAACUGAGGUAUAGCACACGUAACAAGGGACUUGAAUGUAAAGUCAUAAAUAAAAUAUAUUUAUUAUAUAAACAUAAUCUAUAGAUGUAUAGAAAUUUAAGGUAAUACUGUACAUA